Adelges cooleyi (spruce gall adelgid) is the source of this 2335-nucleotide messenger RNA. RefSeq lists its product as uncharacterized. The transcript is spliced from 3 exons. The record is from RefSeq and is a predicted model, not a curated record. Bases 171 to 2240 code for a protein of 689 amino acids. Lineage: Eukaryota; Metazoa; Arthropoda; Insecta; Hemiptera; Adelgidae.
UUAAACAAAUUUUACCACAACGAGUUGUUUGAAAUCUCGACGUUUUUUUUAAAGGAUUUUAACAUAACACGUGUACUAUUAAUUCCUCGACUGGUUUCCAACAGUAAAAAACCACAGAUUGAGAUGAACAGCUAUUAUCUAUACCACAGUCCGUCGCGGUCGUUGUUGCAAUGUUGAAAGUAUGGUUGCUUCUUUUGUUUGUGCUCGGGACUUGCAAUGGCGAGCACGAGGUCAGUUCUGAGGACAAGACAACGUUGAUAAACAAGAUCCAUUCAAUUUACGCGAUCGAAAACGGGUAUGAAAAAUCCGGCGUCGAGUUUGUCGACUUCGAAGUGAAACACCGGAAACGCAAACUGUUGCGAAUGAUCUCGGAACUAAAGACCAAUGUCGUCUGUGGCCUAACGUACAUAGCCCUGUCUUACAUGCGCAUUUCCAAGCAUCUACUCCUGUGGUACGGCGAAGAUCUACUGGACAGUGCGGUGGGUCAAAUCGAAUCGUUCAACGAGCACGCGUUAAACAUGAUCACUGUGCUGUACAACCUUGGCUACGAGAAUCCCAUGAUAGGCAUGUGGUAUUUCUAUAUAUAUUCCAGUAAGAUCGGUUCGUUCCGAGCUCGCAUUGACAAAGACAAACAAAACGACGCUAAACUGACGACGUUUGAAUUGGCCAGCAUCCACGACAAUGUAAUCGUAAAACUGUCGAUGAACGUGCAAACGUGCGACCGCAACAAACACAACAUCGCCUCGAUGGACCAUACGCUGCACGGACACUACAAGUAUUUGAGUACCAGCAAUGCCGGCCAUAAGGAGAUCAUCGCGGUGAUCGAGGCCUACAAGAGAACCGUCAGCGGGUUGAUCAACGACAACAAGACGUUGCAGUACGGCUGUAAGAACGCGAGUAAACUUACAGUGGACCGUCUAUACUUGAACGGUGUGGUUUCAAACGAGGACAUCAUGAACGAAUUGCAAAGUCAUUACGAUUCGAAAAUUGUUUGGGGCGACGCGGCCGAUGUACUUAAGAACACCUACAGCCACCUGAUCGAUAAUCCCAGCGUCAUGUUCGACAACCUCAGAGGAAUUCAACGUUUCCAAAUGUUGUUUAAAAACCUUCUGUUAACGAUAGUUUUACGUUUCGUGUGGUCACACUUGAUCAUAACGGGCCAUCCCAACAGGGACGACAAGUUGCCGGAAUUUUGCUUUCUAAUAAGAGUCCAUCACCAAAACAACGAGUUCACAAAAUUAUUAGAACCAUUUCUACGAUUUUUACAACUACACAACCAUCCAGGUUUAAAAGAACUGUUGUUCUGUUUACAAGGAAGAACGUUGUCAUGCGUGAAAAGUGGCGAAGGGGUCGAAAUAGUAGAGAGGGAACUUACAACGAUAGGAAUAGGUUUUAAUAAUUUCAACCCGAUGGACGGUUCUUUAUACGAUGACACAGAUUUGGCUGUCAGUUAUGAUAAACUGGUAUCGUUUGCCAAAAAGAAUAGUUUGCCUACUAAAUAUCGCCGUAGAUCUAUCAGAAAAUAUGCAGCGUUUAAACAAAAUCACACACGGCUUUCUGUAUUCAUCAACCGCGUACAAUAUCAGAUUUUACAAAAUGUCGACUUUGAGUUGAUGCAUAUGCUCUUCAGCAACACAAGCUUUACAACACUAGAUAAAUUCAAAACUAACAAAGCUAAUAAAAUGAAAUUCUCGGAAGGUUCAAUUAAAAAAUAUGAAGUGGCAAACACCGAAAGCAUUUUAUAUGUAGAAAAAAUCGACGAGAUAAUAGAAACAGCUUCCGAUAUCGACGAAGAAAACAGUUGUCAUAUCCUAUACGAAACAUGUGAAACUAAAAAUACACCAGAAGAUCAAUCACAGAGUAAACCAGACGACGAUAAAACGGAUGACGCUGAAGAUAAAAAAAAACCUGAAUAUGAUUCGUCAUCAGGAAUAGUAAGAGAUGUGCCAAUCGAAGAUGGUGAUACUAAUACACAGAGCUCUGUGUGGUAUAAAGGUGAAAAAAUUGGGGAGGAAACCCCAGAAGAUAAAAAAGAAGCGGAAACUAAACAAGCUCCAGAAGAAGUCAAAGCACCAAUAUCAGAACAGCCACCGUUAGAAAUUGAGAACCAUCUAAAUGCACGAGAUUCGGAAGGCUGGUCAGCUCAGUUUUGGGAAUCUCUGGUUAAAAAGCCGGAGUAUUUAUAUUCUGUAAAUGCCUAUAAUGCAAAAGUAGAAGAAUCGCAAAGUGAUACCGAAUAAAAACUUCAACUAUAAUAUUCCGUGUUUUAACUUUUUGUAUAAUAUUACAAUAAUAAAAUUACAUUUAUACUAUUCUAGCAUAAGUGACUAUUGUC